This is a messenger RNA of Hippocampus comes (tiger tail seahorse), 1166 nucleotides long. RefSeq names its product lysophosphatidic acid receptor 1 (gene lpar1). Gene Ontology annotation, cellular component: membrane. The record is from RefSeq and is a predicted model, not a curated record. Gene Ontology annotation, molecular function: lysophosphatidic acid receptor activity. The transcript is spliced from 2 exons. Gene Ontology annotation, biological process: G protein-coupled receptor signaling pathway. NCBI's taxonomy places the organism in Eukaryota, Metazoa, Chordata, Actinopteri, Syngnathiformes, Syngnathidae. Bases 372 to 1166 code for a protein of 264 amino acids.
GAGAACGGGAGAGAGAGAGAGAGAGAGAGAGAGAGAGAGGCAGUGAGAGCGGCGCGCCAGGCACCAGGAGGAGAGCAUCUUGCGACUUCAUGUGGGAAGGAGAACUGCAACUUUCCGCAGAGGAAAAAAAAAAAAGUGUUGCGUAUUUAUUUGGACAUACAAUGCGACUGCCCGGCUUCAUGUUGGAUUUUGACACCUCACCACUUUGACAGGAGCGCAGCCCGAGUCUGUAUGCUCUGUGGGGGGAAUUUCAGGAUUUCCCGAGUCAAACUUUUUGGUCUGGACAUCUAGGAAGCCACUCGGGAAGCAUACAAAACCAUCUUUGUACUGCUCUCUCUCUCUGGGAACAUACAUUGAACCUCAAAACCACGAUGGAUGAGGAGCAGUGCUACUACAAUGAGACCAUUGCCUUCUUCUACAACCGCAGCGGCAAGUACCUCGCGACUGACUGGAACACGGUCAGUCGGUUGGUGAUGGGCCUGGGCAUAACAGUCUGCAUUUUCAUCAUGCUGGCCAACCUCCUGGUGAUGAUCGCCAUCUACGUCAACCGGAGAUUCCACUUCCCCAUCUACUACCUGAUGGCUAACUUGGCAGCUGCGGACUUCUUUGCCGGACUGGCCUACUUCUACUUGAUGUUCAACACGGGACCAAACACGAGGCGUCUGACUGUUUCGACAUGGCUUCUCCGGCAAGGCUUGAUUGACACCAGCCUGACAGCCUCUGUGGCAAACCUCCUCGCGAUUGCCAUCGAGCGCCACAUCACAGUAUUCCGCAUGCAGCUGCACACACGCAUGAGCAACCGGCGCGUGGUGGUUGUAAUCGUCAUCAUCUGGACCAUGUCCAUAGUCAUGGGAGCCAUUCCGAGUGUGGGCUGGAAUUGUAUCUGCAGCAUCAAAUCAUGCUCCAACAUGGCACCGCUUUAUAGCAAUUCCUACCUAGUCUUUUGGGCUGUCUUUAACCUGGUGACCUUUGUUGUCAUGGUGACGCUCUAUGCCCACAUCUUUGUCUAUGUGCGCCAAAGGACAAUGAGGAUGUCACGUCACAGCUCCGGACCCCGACGUAACAAAGACACAAUGAUGUCACUGCUGAAAACCGUGGUGAUUGUGUUGGGUAAGCAUCCUCCUUCUCCUCGUUCUGUCUGUCUAAAGAAAUUGCUUGUAGGCUGA